CUGCCCCACAGUCUGGCUUGAUGGGGAAAUGCCGUCGGCCCCGCACAGCCUUCACCAGCCAACAGCUGCUGGAGCUGGAGAACCAGUUCAAGCUCAACAAAUACCUGUCCAGACCCAAGCGCUUUGAGGUGGCCACAUCGUUGAUGCUCACUGAGACACAGGUGAAGAUCUGGUUCCAGAACCGCCGCAUGAAGUGGAAGCGCAGUCGCAAAGCCAAGGAGCAGGGGGCUCAGGCAGAGGUUGAGAAGCAACGAGGGCUCAGCAAAACCUGCGAGAAGUUGCUGCCGGGAGAGCCCCAGGGACAAGCAGCAGAAAGCCCUGAGUUCAUGGAGCACAGCCCUGACUCAGGCUUCCUGCACCGCAGCACCACUGAACUGGGCUAUGGCCCAGACUCCUCCUGCUCGGGGGGCGAGGAGGAGGAAGAAGAGGAGGAUGAGAUGGGUGCCACGGAGAGGAAGAUUGGCUCUGUGAUGUGA
Messenger RNA from Acanthisitta chloris (rifleman), 476 nucleotides. Its product is annotated as motor neuron and pancreas homeobox protein 1-like. Gene Ontology annotation, molecular function: DNA-binding transcription factor activity, RNA polymerase II-specific; sequence-specific double-stranded DNA binding. Lineage: Eukaryota; Metazoa; Chordata; Aves; Passeriformes; Acanthisittidae. The transcript is spliced from 2 exons. Gene Ontology annotation, biological process: neuron projection morphogenesis; spinal cord motor neuron cell fate specification; endocrine pancreas development. The annotation marks the transcript as partial. Gene Ontology annotation, cellular component: nucleus. The record is from RefSeq and is a predicted model, not a curated record.